CUUAGACCAUAGAGGAUUUGGUGGACAAGUCAGAGACACGUUCUCCAGAACUGAAGCCAUUCUUCAAGAAGCCUACAAGAAAGGAGCUAUGGAGAACGGAAGAGCACGCACUCAGCAGAUAAGGCAAGUCCUGCUUCUCUUUGUUUUGCUGGGAAUGUCUCAGGCGGGCUCUGAACCUGGGAGCUUUUCCGUGGCAGAAGAAAUGCAGAGCGGGAGUUUUGUAGGCAAUCUGGCAAAGGACCUGGGGCUAAAGGUGAGAGAACUGUCCUUACGGGGGGCUCAGGUGGUCUCUAAUGAUAAGAAACAGCGUUUGCAGCUGGACAUAAACACUGGGGAUUUGCUCUUAAGUGAAACACUAGACAGGGAGGAGCUCUGCGGUUCCAUCCAGCCUUGUGUGCUACAUUUCCAGGUGUUAAUGAAAAACCCCACGCAGUUUUUACAAAUUGAACUUCAGGUCAGGGAUAUAAAUGAUCACUCUCCUAUCUUCUUGGAAAAACAAAUGCUCCUAGAAAUCCCAGAGAAUAGUCGUGUUGGUGCUGUGUUCUUACUAGAAAGUGCGAAGGAUUUAGAUGUAGGAAUCAAUGCUGUGAAAACCUACAUAAUAAGCCCCAACUCUCAUUUUCACAUUAAAAUGAGAGUCAAUCCAGACAAUAGGAAAUACCCCGAGUUAGUUCUGGACAGGGCACUGGAUUAUGAAGAGCGCCCGGAGCUCAGUUUCAUCCUCACUGCUCUGGAUGGCGGGUCCCCUCCCAGGUCUGGAACUGCCUUGGUCAAAGUGGUGGUUGUGGACAUUAAUGACAACUCCCCUGAAUUUGAGCAGGCUUUUUAUGAGGUGAAGAUUCCAGAGAAUAGCAUCCUUGGCUCCCUGGUUUUGACUGUCUCAGCUUGGGAUUUAGACUCUGGAACAAAUGGUGAAAUAUGCUAUACUUUAUCCCAUGCUUCAGAAGAUAUUCGCAAGACAUUUGAAAUUAAUCAAAAGUCUGGAGACAUUACUUUAACAGCACCUUUGGAUUUUGAAACGAUUGAAUCAUACUCAAUAAUCAUUCAAGCCACAGAUGGGGGAGGACUUUUUGGAAAAUCUACAGUCAGAAUUCAGGUGAUGGAUGUAAAUGACAAUGCUCCUGAAAUCACUGUGUCAUCAAUUACCAGUCCAAUCCCAGAAAAUACGCCAGAAACCGUGGUUAUGGUUUUUAGUAUCCAAGAUAUAGACUCUGGGGACAACGGAAGAAUUGUUUGUUCCAUUUCGGAAGACCUCCCAUUCGUGCUAAAAUCUUCAGUUGAGAAUUAUUACACCUUGGAAACAGAGAGACCACUGGACAGAGAGAGCAGGGCCGAGUACAGUAUCACCAUCACUGUCACCGACUUGGGGACACCCAGGCUGAAAACCGAGUACAACACAACCGUGUUGGUCUCCGACAUCAAUGACAACGCCCCCGCCUUCACCCAAACCUCCUACACCCUGUUCGUCCGCGAGAACAACAGCCCCGCCCUGCACAUAGGCAGCGUCAACGCCACAGACAGAGACUCAGGCACCAAUGCCCAGGUCACCUACUCGCUGCUGCCACCCCAGGACCCGCACCUGCCCCUCGCCUCCCUGGUCUCCAUCAACACAGACAACGGCCACCUGUUCGCCCUCCGAUCGCUGGACUACGAGGCCCUGCAGGCCUUCGAGUUCCACGUGGGCGCCGCAGACCGCGGCUCCCCCGCGCUGAGCAGCGAGGCACUGGUGCGCGUGCUGGUGCUGGACGCCAACGACAACUCGCCCUUCGUGCUGUACCCGCUGCAGAAUGGCUCCGCGCCCUGCACCGAGCUGGUGCCCCGGGCGGCCGAGCCGGGCUACCUGGUGACCAAGGUGGUGGCGGUGGACGGUGACACGGGCCAGAACGCCUGGCUGUCGUACCAGCUGCUCAAGGCCACGGAGCCGGGGCUGUUCGGUGUGUGGGCGCACAAUGGCGAGGUGCGCACCGCCAGGCUGUUGAGCGAGCGCGACGCGGCCAAGCACAGGCUGGUGGUGCUGGUCAAGGACAAUGGCGAGCCUCCGCGCUCAGUCACGGCCACGUUGCAAGUGCUCCUGGUGGACGGCUUCUCGCAGCCCUAUCUGCCGCUCCCAGAGGCGGCUCAGGCCCAGGCCCAGACGGAAUCGCUCACCGUCUACCUGGUGGUGGCGUUGGCCUCAGUGUCGUCGCUGUUCCUCUUGUCCGUGCUCCUGUUCGUGGCUGUGCGGCUGUGCAGGAGGAGCAGGGCGGCCUCGGUGGGUCGCUGCUUGGUGCCCGAGGGCCCCUUUCCAGGGCAUCUGGUGGACGUGAGCGGCACCAGCACCCUAUCCCAGAGCUACCAGUAUGAGGUGUGUCUGACAGGAGGCUCCGGGACAAAUGAAUUCAAGUUCCUAAAACCGGUUAUCCCUAAUAUCCAGGCAAAAGGUCCUGGGAAGAAUAGUGAAGAAAACCCCACCCUUCAAAAUAGCUUUGAAUUUAAUUUUUAGUAAGAAUGCUAUUUACAUUUUCAUGUACUUUUUUAGUUUUAUAGAACCAUAUCAAUAUUAUUUAAUUUAAAACUAGUUACGUUAUUAUGCAAUACAACUAAUCGUAUUUUUAAUUUUUUCUUUUCUUCCCCCACUUUUUUUUUUUUUUUUGACCGAGUCUCGUUCUGUCACCCUGGCUGGAGUGCAGUGGUGUGAUCUCAGCUCACUGCAACCUCCGCCUCUCGGGUUCAAGCAAUUCUCCUGCCUCAGCCUCCCGAGUAGCUGGCAUUUACAGGCGCCCACCACCACGCCCAGCUAAAUUUUUUUUUUUUUUUUUUAAAUCUUUAGUAGACUUGGGGUUUCACCAUGUUGGCCAGGUGGGUCUCAAACUCUUGACCUCAUGAUCCACCCACCUUGGCCUCCCAAGGUGCUGGGAAUACAGGCGUGAGCCACUGCGCACCCAGUAUUUUUUUUUUUUUUUAUACAGAGUCUUGAGCCACCCAGACUGGAGGUCAGUGGCAGAAUCUCAGCUCACUGCAACCUCUGCCUCCUGGGCUCAAGCGAUCAGCUCACCUCAGCCUUCAAGUAGCUAGGACUACAGGCAUGCGCCACCGUGCCGGUUACUUUCUGUAUUUUUUGUAGAAAUGGAUCGUCACAACAUUUCUUAGGCUGGUCUUUGACUUCUGAGCUCAAGCGAUGCACUCCCCUCAGCCUCCCAAAGUGCUGGGAUUACAGGCGGCCAGGCCUAUGUUCAAUUUUCACGUAUUGCAUAUCAUUGUGAAUAACAUUGUAAAUCCUUUUUAUAUUAAGUAACAGGUAGUUAAUCCAUUUCUAAUGAAUAAUUUUAAGGUUUUAAUCCUUUCCAAGUGUACAAUAAUUUAUUGA
This is a messenger RNA of Piliocolobus tephrosceles (Ugandan red Colobus), 3346 nucleotides long. It is a transcript of the gene PCDHB11, whose product is annotated as protocadherin beta 11. Gene Ontology annotation, biological process: homophilic cell-cell adhesion. The transcript has a single exon. Gene Ontology annotation, cellular component: plasma membrane. The coding region runs from base 89 to 2482 and encodes 797 amino acids. NCBI's taxonomy places the organism in Eukaryota, Metazoa, Chordata, Mammalia, Primates, Cercopithecidae. The record is from RefSeq and is a predicted model, not a curated record. Gene Ontology annotation, molecular function: calcium ion binding.